GCAUCCGCGCGCUUCGCAGCUGCCCUCGCGCCGGCCAACGGCCGGGCAGUUCCUGCAGGGCUUACCGCCUGGCCUCUCGGCUCCGCGGCGCACCGUAGGGCGGCAUGUCGCGGCGGCGGCACAGCGACGAGAACGACGGUGGGCAGCCUCACAAAAGGAGAAAGACCUCUGAUGCAAAUGAAACUGAAGAUCAUUUGGAAUCUUUAAUAUGCAAAGUAGGAGAAAAGAGUGCCUGCUCUUUGGAGAGCAACCUAGAAGGCUUGGCUGGGGUUUUGGAAGCUGAUCUUCCUAACUACAAGAGCAAGAUCUUAAGGCUUCUUUGUACAGUUGCACGUCUGUUACCUGAGAAGUUGACAAUUUAUACAACAUUAGUUGGACUACUGAAUGCCAGGAAUUACAACUUUGGUGGAGAAUUUGUAGAAGCCAUGAUUCGUCAACUUAAAGAAUCAUUGAAAGCAAACAAUUAUAAUGAAGCCGUAUAUUUGGUUCGUUUUUUAUCUGAUCUUGUGAAUUGUCACGUCAUUGCUGCCCCAUCAAUGGUUGCUAUGUUUGAAAAUUUUGUAAGCGUAACUCAGGAAGAGGAUGUGCCUCAGGUGCGGCGAGAUUGGUAUGUGUAUGCAUUUCUGUCAUCUUUGCCCUGGGUUGGAAAGGAGUUGUACGAAAAGAAAGAUGCAGAGAUGGACCGCAUCUUUGCCAACACUGAAAGCUAUCUUAAAAGACGCCAAAAGACUCAUGUACCCAUGUUACAGGUAUGGACUGCUGAUAAACCACAUCCACAAGAAGAGUAUUUAGAUUGCCUGUGGGCCCAGAUUCAGAAAUUGAAAAAGGAUCGCUGGCAGGAACGGCACAUCCUAAGACCUUAUCUUGCCUUUGACAGCAUCCUGUGUGAAGCACUGCAGCAUAAUCUGCCUCCUUUUACACCACCUCCUCACACUGAAGAUUCAGUGUAUCCAAUGCCAAGGGUCAUCUUCAGAAUGUUUGAUUACACAGAUGAUCCUGAGGGUCCUGUUAUGCCAGGGAGUCAUUCAGUGGAAAGAUUUGUAAUAGAAGAGAAUCUUCACUGCAUCAUUAAGUCCCACUGGAAGGAAAGGAAGACUUGUGCUGCACAGUUAGUGAGCUAUCCAGGGAAGAACAAGAUCCCCUUGAACUACCACAUAGUUGAGGUGAUAUUUGCAGAGCUCUUUCAACUUCCAGCACCCCCUCACAUUGAUGUGAUGUACACAACACUUCUCAUUGAACUGUGCAAGCUUCAGCCUGGCUCUCUACCCCAAGUUCUUGCACAGGCAACGGAAAUGUUAUACAUGCGUUUGGACACAAUGAAUACCACCUGUGUAGACAGGUUUAUUAAUUGGUUUUCUCAUCAUCUAAGUAACUUCCAGUUCCGUUGGAGCUGGGAAGAUUGGUCAGAUUGUCUUAGUCAAGAUCUCGAAAGUCCCAAACCAAAGUUUGUAAGAGAAGUUCUAGAAAAAUGUAUGAGGUUGUCUUACCAUCAGCGUAUAUUAGAUAUUGUUCCUCCUACCUUCUCAGCUCUAUGUCCUGCAAACCCAACCUGCAUUUAUAAGUAUGGAGAUGAAAGCAGCAAUUCUCUUCCUGGACAUUCUGUUGCCCUCUGUUUAGCUGUUGCCUUUAAAAGUAAGGCAACCAAUGAUGAAAUCUUCAGCAUUCUGAAAGAUGUACCAAACCCUAACCAGGAUGAUGAUGACGAUGAAGGAUUCAGUUUUAACCCAUUGAAAAUAGAGGUCUUUGUACAGACUCUGCUACACUUGGCAGCCAAAUCAUUCAGCCACUCCUUUAGUGCUCUUGCAAAGUUUCAUGAAGUCUUCAAAACCCUAGCUGAGAGUGAUGAAGGAAAGUUACAUGUGCUAAGAGUUAUGUUUGAGGUCUGGAGGAACCAUCCACAGAUGAUUGCUGUGCUAGUGGAUAAGAUGAUUCGUACACAAAUAGUUGAUUGUGCUGCAGUAGCAAAUUGGAUCUUCUCUUCAGAACUAUCUCGUGACUUUACCAGAUUAUUUGUUUGGGAAAUCUUGCACUCUACAAUUCGUAAGAUGAACAAACAUGUCUUGAAGAUCCAGAAAGAGCUAGAAGAAGCUAAAGAGAAACUUGCAAGGCAACACAAACGGCGAAGUGAUGAUGAUGACAGAAGCAGUGAUAGGAAAGAUGGGGCUCUUGAGGAACAAAUAGAAAGACUUCAGGAAAAAGUGGAAUCUGCUCAGAGUGAACAAAAGAAUCUCUUCCUUGUCAUAUUUCAGCGGUUUAUCAUGAUCUUGACUGAGCACUUAGUACGAUGCGAAACUGAUGGGACCAGUGUAUUAACACCAUGGUAUAAGAACUGUAUAGAGAGGCUGCAGCAGAUCUUCCUACAGCAUCACCAGAUAAUCCAGCAGUACAUGGUGACCCUGGAGAACCUUCUCUUCACUGCUGAAUUAGACCCUCAUAUCUUGGCUGUGUUCCAGCAGUUCUGUGCCCUGCAGGCCUAAGGGUCAUUUUUCCCCUCGUUCAAGAUUUUUUUUUUUAAUAUCUCAAAAUAAUUUCUUAUUUUUUGAUGGUUUGAAUGCUUGCUUUCUUGUAGUAUCCUUUCACUUCUUAAAGGAAACAAAGGAAAAGAGGGCAGUGAAUAACAUGGCAUUACUUUUAAUUGCCCUGAAAAGCAAAUACUUCCUAUGACAGUAAUGUGAUGAUGACCAUGAUGUAUUCUAUAUGUGACAGAUAUGACUUUUCUGUGAUCGGUUUGGUAUUUUUUUCUUAAGGCACAAAAUAACUGGUGUGAGGUAUGUGAAACAGUAGAGGUCAACCUUACAUAGUAUAUAGAACUGAUGAGUUUACCCAGUAGUAUAACUUUUCACAGCUCGGGGAUAACAUGGCUGAAAUAAAACUAAAAGUAUGGUUUUUAAACUUUGGCACUUCAUGAUUUAUAAUCUCUAAAACUGGUGGGGGAUUUUUUUCUUUUUCUUUUUUUUUUGUCUUAAGCUGGAGGUUUCUUACUGAAGGUGUUCUCCAUUUAAAAUUUUCUUUACAAAAUCUCUUCAAAAUAUUUUUAAGUAGUAUCUUAAGACACGACUUGUGUGUUCGUUUCGGCAGCACAUAUGCUAAAAUUGGAACGAUACAGAGAUUAGCAUGGCCCCUGCGCAAGGAUGACAUGCAAAUUUGUGAAGCGUUCCAUAUUUAAAAAAAAAAAAAAAAAGACACGGCUUGUUAGUAUAUGAGUGUUACUAGUUGGAGCAGUAGUUCUCAGAUUUGUCUGAAUGUAAAUCAGCUGGGAAUCUUUCAAGUUAUUUUGAAAUUAAACCACAAUCUGAGGGUGGAACACAGACAUCCUUAGUAAUCCUUAAAGUUCCUCCAGGUGAUUCCAGGUUUGGUCACCAUUAUCUUAGAGCAUCUACUGACUUCCUCUAGCCUCUGGGUUUGUCCAAGGUCUUGUAGUGAGUUACUGAAUACUAAAGUGGAUAUAGAAGUGGUCAGAUUGACUGAAACUGUAUCUGGAAUUGAAGGUGAGUUCAGAUUUUGUUUCUAUGGAAGCUGGUCCAAAAAACUACGAAGACCUUAGCUUGUUUUCCUGUAGUGUUGAUGCUGAAAUAAGAUGAGAGUGGUUUGUAAAAUAAUAUGCAAGUAUAAGGAAUUAUCUAACAUUGCAAAUUUCUAGUAUUAUUAGACUUUUUUCAUUAAACCUUAGAAAAAAAUUACCAGUACAACUACUGGUAGUGUAUUUGUGCAUUUGCACAAAAGAUAUAAUUUUUUUCUUACUACAUCUCAAGUUUAUGAUGCAUUAAGCAUUUUCCAUAUUUUGAUAUAUUUUUGCUUUGGUUUACCAUCCAUUUUAGUGGCUACAGAAUGUAGUCCACUUUAAUAAAUGGGAAUUCCUAGGGUUUUUAAAUACUAUACUAUUUAAGACAAAAUACAAAGCAAUUAUUCAGAAAAAUCCAGGUUGCGUGGCAGGUUACUAGAGGACUGAAACUUAGGUUCUUGGCUAAGUAUUCUCGUUUAUACUGUUUCUCCUUCCCAUUGUUUAAGCACAGCACAAACUAUGUAAUUAUAUGUAAUUACAGUUGACCCUUGAACAACAUGGGUUUGAACUGUGUGGGUCCACUUACACAUGGGUUUUCUUCCACCCCUGAGAUGGCAAGACCAACUCAUUGUCUUCCUCAGCCUACUCAACAUGAAGAUGACGAGGAUGAAGACCUUUAUGAUGAUCCACUAAUUAAAUAGUAAAUAUAUUUUUCUUA
Molecule: messenger RNA, 4220 nt
Organism: Callithrix jacchus (white-tufted-ear marmoset)
Lineage: Eukaryota; Metazoa; Chordata; Mammalia; Primates; Cebidae
Gene: NCBP1
Product: nuclear cap binding protein subunit 1
Biological process (GO): regulation of mRNA processing; mRNA export from nucleus; nuclear-transcribed mRNA catabolic process, nonsense-mediated decay
Cellular component (GO): nuclear cap binding complex; nucleus
Molecular function (GO): protein binding; mRNA binding; RNA cap binding
Source: RefSeq, a predicted model, not a curated record